This is a messenger RNA of Selaginella moellendorffii, 2694 nucleotides long. Its product is annotated as pentatricopeptide repeat-containing protein At5g27110. The record is from RefSeq and is a predicted model, not a curated record. The coding region runs from base 1 to 2694 and encodes 897 amino acids. Gene Ontology annotation, cellular component: intracellular membrane-bounded organelle. Lineage: Eukaryota; Viridiplantae; Streptophyta; Lycopodiopsida; Selaginellales; Selaginellaceae. The transcript has 2 exons. Gene Ontology annotation, molecular function: protein binding; RNA binding. Gene Ontology annotation, biological process: RNA modification.
AUGAUCUCAUUGUCUAGCGAUCAUGCCGCCGCGAUCCGGUGGUGCUCCCUGUCGCGAAAUAUCGCCGAGGGAAGGCGCAUUGACGGGGCGAUCGUCAAGAGCGGCCAGAACGGGGAUUGUUUCCUGUGCAAUCUCCUCAUCCAGAUGUAUGGCCGAUGCGGCAGCGUCGACGAGGCGCGAUCGGUGUUCGAUCGAAUGCCGCGCAGGAACGAGUUCUCCUGGAGCAUCCUCCUCACGGUGUACGCGCAGAACGGCCGUGGCGCCGAGGCGCUGGAGCUCUUGGAUCGGAUGGAGGAGCGGCGGAUCCUUCCCCACAGGACGACGCUGGUGAGUGCCAUCAGCGCUUGCGCUAGCUCUGGCAAUCUCGCGCGGGGGCGCCAGCUCCACGCCGCGGCGAUCGCUCGGAGGCUGGACAGGGAGACCUUGGUAGCGAAUUCGCUCAUUGCGAUGUAUGGCAAGUGCCACAGCCUCGCCGAGGCCGAGCGGCUCUUCCACGGCCUAGAGCGCAAGGAUCCAGUGACUUGGAACACGAUGAUCGGGGCAUUCACUCACAACGGCCAGCCUCGACUAGCUGUGGAUCUUUACGCGAGAAUGGGCAGCGGCGAUCGCAACUCUGUCACCUUUCUCGGAGUUCUAGAGGCGUGCUCGGCUCUCGGGGAUCUGGAUCUGGGAAGAACAGUGGAUUCUAGCAUCGCCGGCUCGGAGUGGAGGGACGACGUCGUGGUUGGCACGGCGGUGGUGGGCAUGUAUGGGAGGUGCCGCUCGAUCGAAGACGCGAGGCAGAGAUUUGACUCCAUGCCCGUGAAGAAUGUGCUGGGAAGCCUCUCUCUCGGUAGAAGCAUCCAUCUGCGCGUCACUCGCGGUGGUGAUGGUGGUGGAACUCGUUUGGAGAAUGCGCUGAUAUCCAUGUACGGGAAGCUGGAGAACUUGGAGGAAUCGCUCCGUGUUUUCGAAGCGAUGGCAAACAAGGAUGUCGUAUCGUGGACUGCGAUGAUCACGGCUUAUGCGCAAAACGGGCGUGAGAGACUAGCGCUGGAGCUUUACAGGAGAAUGGAGCUCGAGAAGAGAGUGAGGCCGGACAGGGUGACUUACGCAGCGGUUCUCGGUGCUUGCUCGGGGCUGGGAGAUCUUUCGACGGGGAAAGAAAUCUACGCUAGAGUCUGCUCGAGUGACUUUGAUGUCGAUGCUGCCCUCAAAACGUCUCUUGUGGGACUCCAUGGGAAGUGCCACUGUUUGGAGGACGCCAAGGAGGUGUUUGAAAGUAUCUCUAGCAGGGACCGACUGGCUUACAAUGCCAUGCUAGCUGCAUAUGCCCAAAACGGGCAUCCCGACGACGCCUUGAAUCUCUACAGGCAGAUGGUUGAGGAGCUCAAAGACGACGUCGAUACAAUCACGUUCGUGACGAUCCUGGCUGUGUGCUCGGCCUCGAAUCUGCUAGAGCAAGGCAGAAGGAUUCAAGACGAUAUCGAGAGACUUGGCUACCAGCAAGACGAAGUUGUUGGUAGCGCGCUUAUAAGCCUCUAUGGGACUUGCAAGUGCCUGGAGGAAGCGAGGGCCGUGUUCCAGAGUUUUAGCACCCGUUCCAGCUCCAACGCGGUGGUGUGGAACGCGAUGAUAACCGCACUCUUUAACAAUUCUCACGAGGCCGAAGCAGUCGGACUCUUCCGUAAGAUGGAUUUGGAAGGAGUCGAGCCAACAGAUACGAGUUUUGCCGUAGCACUUAUGGCAUGCACCGCAUUGAAGGACUUGGUAACAGGAAAGUCUCUCCACGGAAGGAUUCAGGUUGCCGGGAUUAAGCUGGACGAGGUUCUGGCCACAACGCUGGUUGGAUUCUACGGAGAAGUCGGGAGCCUGGAAGAGGCCGAGAGGAUCUUCGAGCAAAUGCCAGUGAAGGACGUGUUCAGCUACUCGGCGAUGAUCGGGGCCUAUUCUCAGAACGGCUGUGAAGGGAGAGCAAUGACGAUCUACGCUGAGAUGGACCAGCAAGGCAUCAAACCCGACGAGGUGGCCUUCAUCAGCGUUCUAAGUGCCUGCUCCUCGAACUUAGCAACGGAAGUGCACACCGAGAUUCUUCACGCCGGUUUCGAGGCCGAUGGAGCUCUGGGGACGGCACUCGUGUGCAUGUACGCGAAGUCCGGCAACUUGGAAGAGUCGAGACGGAUCUUCGGGGCGAUGAAGAGCCGAGACUCGGUAUCCUGGACGGCGAUGAUCAGUGCUUUCGCUCGGCACGGCUGCGAGGCGAAGCUGCUGUUCCAGGGAAUGGCUCUGGACGGGAUCGACGCGAAAGGCUCCACUCUCACGAGCAUGCUCGUCUCCUAUAGCCAGUCGGGAGUGGACGCUGCUCGAGGCUUUUUCAUGGCGAUGCAGGGAGACUUUGGGACUUGCCCCGCGGCCGAGCACUACUCGUGCCUGGUGGAUCUCCUGGCAAGAAGCGGCAGAGUUGGCGAGGCCAAAGAGCUGGUUGACAGCAUGCCGCUCGAGCCCGACUUCGUGCCGUGGAUGACGCUGCUCGGCGCGUGCAAAACGCAUGGGGAUCUGGAGCAGGCCAAGAGCGCUGCUCGCGGCGUGCUGGAGGUGGAUUCCCACAGCCCUGGUGCUUAUCUGGUUUCGUCAACGCUAUGCUCUGGAUGGGCCAGAACCAGAGGGACAAAGUUGGAAACCCCAAAACUACCAUUUUAUUAUUCCGGAGGAUGA